GGCCCUGUGGUCAGUGAGAGUCUUUACACUUGUGUCAUUUCUGAGUGUCGUCGUUUAUGGGAAUGAGAGGACUCACUCUGACAACAUCACUCGAAUUCUGGACCGAUUAUUGGACGGAUACGACAACAGACUUCGCCCUGGGUCUGGAGGCGGCGUCACAGAAGUAAAAACAGACAUCUUUGUGACCAGUUUUGGCCCCGUUUCAGACGUGGAGAUGGAGUACACCAUGGACAUGUUCUUCAGGCAGAUGUGGGUCGACGAGCGCCUCAAAUUCGAGGGUCCCACCGAAAUCCUGAGACUGAACAACCUCAUGGUGGAUAAAAUAUGGACUCCAGACACGUUCUUCCGCAACUCUAAGAAAUCCAUCUCUCACAACAUGACCACGCCCAAUAAACUCUUCAGAAUCAUGCAGAACGGGACCGUACUUUACACCAUGAGACUCACCAUCAGCGCAGAAUGUCCGAUGCAACUGGAGGAUUUCCCCAUGGACGGACACGCCUGCCCCCUGCGCUUCGGCAGCUACGCCUACACCAGCAGUGAGAUCGUGUUCACCUGGAGGAAGGGGCUGAGUGCGUCUGUGGACUGUCCCAAAGAGUCCAUGAGUCUGCUGCAGUACGACCUGGUGGGACAAGCUCUGUCCAGCGAGAUCUUCAAAUCAAACACAGGUCACUACUCGGUCCAGGUCGUCCAUUUUCUCCUCCAGAGGAAGUUGGGUUAUUACCUGAUCCAGACGUACAUCCCUCUUAUCAUGGUGGUGGUGCUGUCCCAGGUCUCCUUCUGGAUCAACAAAGAGUCUGUCCCGGCUCGGACUGUGGCAGGCAUCACCACCGUGCUGACCAUGACCACGCUGAGCAUCAGCGCUCGCCAGUCUCUUCCUAAAGUGUCCUACGCCACCGCCAUGGACUGGUUCAUCGCCGUGUGCUUCGGAUUCGUGGCGUUCGCUCUGGUGGAAUUUGCAGCAGUGAAUUAUUUUGCCACACUCCAGGCCCAUCGUCUGAAGGAGAACAACUCCAAACAGGAGCGACUGGAGGCGCUGGCCGAGGAGGACGAGGAGGACGAGGAGGACACUUCGCAGACUGAUAGUUUCCCUCGUGAAGGCCUCAAAAGGAGGAAUCACUCCAUGUGCCGCAGUGAGAGGAGCGAGGAUCCGUCUCCGGUGCCAGUUCCCAUCUUUCUGCAGCAGGGCUCGGCGUUCCCUCAGAUCCCACAGUUGGCAGGAACCAGCCCCAUAGACAAGUAUGCACGGAUCCUCUUCCCCAUGGCCUUUGGGCUCUUCAACCUGGUGUACUGGUACAUCUACCUCGCCAAGGACACGAUGGAGAAGCCCAGGCAAUAUGACGAGCAGAUCUGAACGUGGAGCGACCAGCCUCCGUCUCCGCGCGCACGAGCUCCCAGCCUCACACUCCUCUGCUCUCACGAACGCAAAUGAAUCAGAAACACAUUCACGUUCAUUUCACAGGCUCUGACCAACCGCUCACUCGUGCCGAGACCAGGAGACGGCGAGCGUUAAACCCCGAGCACGCGCCGCGCCGCUCCUGGGCCGGUCUGGAUCCCCCCCCCCCACACACGACCACAGAACCACAGACCUUUGCGUUCUGCUCGCUCGGACACACAAAUCACAAAAAGCCCGUGAUAUAAUCUGUGAUGACUGUAACAGGAGGUGAUGCAACUGUGAAUCAAUGCUCAGAAGUCUGCCCCCUACAGACACACCGCUCCCACUACAACCACAUCAAAGCCGUGUGUUUGGAGCGAGCGCCUACUUCAAAAAAUCACUUCCAUGGAGAGAAUCUGCACUUGGCUCGUGUUUUGCAUUGGCUCCUUUGUGUCAUUUUGUCAGAGGGUCCAUUAAACCACACGGAAUUAAAACCAUUUGUUAUGUUUAAGAUGUGAAAGUGGAUUUAAAAUGUAUCGUCCUCCUCAUGAGCAUCAUCUAAUAAAAAGUUUA
Messenger RNA from Periophthalmus magnuspinnatus, 1945 nucleotides. RefSeq names its product gamma-aminobutyric acid type A receptor subunit alpha6a (gene gabra6a). Gene Ontology annotation, biological process: monoatomic ion transmembrane transport; gamma-aminobutyric acid signaling pathway; signal transduction. Lineage: Eukaryota; Metazoa; Chordata; Actinopteri; Gobiiformes; Gobiidae. Gene Ontology annotation, cellular component: neuron projection; postsynapse; dendrite membrane. Bases 215 to 1351 code for a protein of 378 amino acids. The transcript has 10 exons. Gene Ontology annotation, molecular function: GABA-A receptor activity; inhibitory extracellular ligand-gated monoatomic ion channel activity; transmitter-gated monoatomic ion channel activity involved in regulation of postsynaptic membrane potential. The record is from RefSeq and is a predicted model, not a curated record.